UGGCGGAGAGCCCUUGCCGGAGCUGCAACCCUCGUAGCAGAGAUUCAAGUGGGAAACAGAGGGGGAAUCCAGAGACAGACCAGCGGGGGAAUUAGGAACUGUGACGUCGUGUCCUCCCUCCUGUGCCGGAGCAAGCAAAGGAAGGAGAGGUAGAGAAAAAAAAGACUGAGCCUUGCAACCAACCGUCACCCUGACGAUGUGUCAGUCAAACACUCUGCAGGGACAUCUACACACAGGGAAAUGGUGAGAUGCUAUAAAGCUUUAUCUAACCCUCCACCCUCUUGCUACAACCUCCGCAAAGUUAAAAUUCAUGUCCGGAGGCUGCGUUCAGGGAACGGCGGCAGCAGCAGCUGUGCCGGGGACCAGCACCCACAACUGGAGAGUCCAGGCCCGGCUGGCUCUGCCGGUGAUACACCAAAUAGGAGAAGCCGUUUCAGGUUGCAAUUCCCCCAGCUGGCCCUGAGGCGAAGGUUGGGCCAGCUGAGCUGUAUGUCUAGGCCUGCUCUGAAACUCCGUUCUUGGCCUCUGAAUAUUCUCUAUUAUCUUCUGCCUUUCGGUGCUCUUAAACCCUUGACCAGAGUGGGAUGGAGGCCUAUGAGCAGGGUUGCUCUGUACAAAUCAGUACCAACCCGCCUGCUCUCACGAGCCUGGGGUCGCCUGAACCAGGUGGAGCUGCCUACAUGGCUCCGGAAGCCUGUUUACAGCCUAUACAUCUGGACAUUUGGAGUGAACAUGAAGGAGGCAGCUGUUGAAGAUUUACAUCACUACAGAAACCUCAGCGAGUUCUUCCGCAGGAAGCUGAAACCGCAAGCACGGCCAGUCUGCUGUUUGCACAGUGUGAUUAGUCCCUCAGAUGGAAAGAUACUUAACUUCGGACAGAUAAAAAACUGUGAAGUGGAGCAGGUGAAAGGUGUUACUUAUUCACUGGAAUCUUUCUUGGGACCUCGCAUCAGCACAGAGGAGCUGCAUUUUGGUCAAGCUCCACCUGGCAACUCAUUUCAGCAACAACUUGUCACAAAGGAGGGGAAUGAGCUCUACCACUGCGUGAUCUACCUUGCACCAGGGGAUUAUCACUGCUUCCAUUCACCCACUGACUGGAGAGUGUCACACAGACGUCAUUUCCCAGGCUCUCUCAUGUCUGUGAAUCCUGGGGUUGCUCGCUGGAUCAAAGAACUCUUCUGCCACAAUGAACGGGUUGUCCUUACAGGUGACUGGAAACAUGGCUUUUUCUCUUUAACAGCGGUAGGAGCAACAAAUGUGGGUUCUAUCCGCAUUUACUUUGACCAGGAUUUGCAUACCAACAAUCCACGUUACUCAAAAGGUUCCUACAAUGACUUCAGCUUCAUAUCCAACAACAAGAAGGGAAUCCCCAUGAGGAAAGGAGAACAUUUAGGGGAAUUUAACUUAGGCUCUACUAUUGUACUAAUCUUUGAGGCACCCAAGGACUUCAAAUUCCACCUCAAGACUGGACAGAAAAUCCGCUUUGGAGAAGCACUGGGAUCUCUGUAGAAACUAUCGCAUCAAGAAGGUUUUAUAUACAAAGGAACUGAGUCACACCACUGAGAGUUACAUUUAACAAGUAUGUAUCACUCAGCAGGACCUGAGUGAGGAAAACAGUAGAUGUCAUUGCUCUGUUAGACUUGGGAGCAUCUGCCCUAUAUUUACAUACUGCUGCUGAAUGCAGAAAAAGAAUCAGAUGAUCCAUAUAUGUAUCAGGUACAGCUGCCUUUAAAAACAUUGACAAGGGAGGUUUCAGUCCCAUCCUGUGCCUGCAGUCUUUCAUGUUCUCCUCAAUGUGCCACAGGAUAAUUAUGUUCUCAGAGCCUGUAAGUCUCUUAAGCCUUUCUAGGCUCUGCAGGUGCAAUGGGGAAGGGUGGAGGUAGAGAUUAGCUGUAUUUAAAGGGACACUGACAGGUUGAUUCGGACCUAGUACUUCAGAUCUGUAACAGAUGGUGACAGACCUUGGAUUGAGAAUGUAUUCUCAUUUCUGUUUUAAAACAAUCCUCAAAAGUUCUUAAAUAAAAGGCAGCCUGUGAAUGCACGGGGAGCCAAACAGUUAAAUUGGCUAGUAUGGCUUUACAGUCCAAACUUAGCAAUGUGUACAACAGAUAGCAUCAGUACAAUAGAUAAGACUCAUCAAGUUUGUUUUCUAAUGUUAGACAACUUUAGUUCUUUUACCUGACAUUGUCUCUUUAAAAAAUGGACUUUGCACUGUAUUUUAAACCUGACAACACUGUGUCUACAUUCCAUAUGAUGAAACUGGUCUUUUUUCUUUUCUUCUUUUUUUUUUAAUAGUAGCAGACAGAUCUGUGUAUCCUACCCCUAAUCCAUGGUUUUAUUUUGCUGUUCCAGGCCUUAAAGAUUUUGUUUGUAUGAGCAAAAAACUAAGAUUGUGACAAAGUAAAAACAGGAUUAAGGGUUGGAAGGUAGAGAGGAUGUUUCUCUUCUGUGAUGCAACAAGCUGGCAGCCAAAAUAAGAUAUAUAGCAGAAAGUAAAAAAAAAAAAAAAAAAAAAAAAAAAAAAAAAAAAAUUUAUCAAGAAUUCAGUGACUAAGCAACAAUUAAUUCCUCUAUUUAAAGAACAGUUUCAGAUUCUUAAGGACCAAUUUUUAUUUGCACGGAAUGAAAUGCCAUAUGCACUGACUGUGUAUUAAAAAUACUACAGACCUUUGAAGCAGUCUAAAGUUGCCUCCAGGUGCAUUAGUCUGGCCAUCCUAUAAUGGACUGACAACUAUUUCUUGCUCAAAAUAUAAAAAAAGCCCCACCCCUGUUCUGACUUCUAUCCUCAUACUUAAUAUUAGGAAUGUGCUGGGAGCUGAAAGCUCUACUCUGAAGCUUCAUCCUACAGCAGAACUUCAGAGCCUGUUUGUAACUUCAUGUCAAGAAAAGUUAUAACAAAUACUAGCACCUUGGAUCUGCUGAGCAUAGUACUAAAGGGCAUUGACAAACUGGUGCCAAAGUGAGGAUUUCAGUUUUAAAGCAAUGUAUCAGUUCUUAGAGAAUAAGCUCUAUUCUGAGUCCAGGCACUCUCAACUCUUUGCUGCCUCAAGCUUGCGGGAAUGGAUAUGCUUAUGAAACCUGCCUUUCUGAUCUCAAAGAUUUCUCAUACUAUUUCCUUGCUUGAGCCUUGGCUGUUUUUCCUGCUGCUUCAAGGAGAUGGUAGGCUUUGACCAACUCCAGUCUCCUAAAGAAAAAUUUCUCCUUUGUAUGCACUGCAGAAAAUAGAAUAUAAUGUUGUUGUACAAAUGUCCAGUUUGCCAAGUCCUGUAUGCUUAGCUUGUCAUCAGGGAAGGAGUGAUAAACUGCAUCUAGUGAUGUAGCCCAGCUGUUUGUGUUGCUUUAAGAUGAUGGUGGCUGCUUGAGUGGCAAGCAGGAGAAAAUUAUUCAUUUGGCUCCAAGAGUCAAUGUUUUCUCAUGUUACAUGAGGAGUUUGAAAAGCUUGAAGUGGCUCUCUGCCACCUAUCCUGUUAAACUUCUUGGUAUUAGCAAGUUAACUCCUGCAGUAGUAUAUAAGUAUAUACAGGUUCUAGAAAUGUACACUUUUUUUUUUAAACACUUGAGAGAAAUACAAAGGCAAACAGCAGCCCCACAGGUUAAAGCUGUAACUAGUCUCUUGCCUCAAUUUAAAAGACAUGUUAAUAAUAGAAAGCAAAUUUGUUCGAGUGGAUCAAAGAAAAGAAUGAAUAGAUGCCACCUUCUGCAGUGAGGCCUAUGGCACCUGACACAGCCAAAGCAACUUUAAGCUUUAAUUACUUGCUACUCAGCAUCAUCAUCUGCAGUAUCUGAAGGUCACUGUUAGCCUAAUAACAGAGAAUAGGUUGCCUGAUGUUUGCUUUAAUAGGAACCUAAGAAGAGGGAAAAGAUUCAGAGUGCAAAUGGCUGGUUUUGUGAUGGUCUCAAUACUGUGCAAAACUAGCUGAUUAACAGAUGUUAGUUUUUAGGCAGUAGUCACCGAUGGGCCCUGGAAGUAGAAGCAAAGUUCCUGAAGGGUACUGAUAAUGCUGUGAAUUUCUCCUGCAUGGAGAAUCCAUUUAAUUCUUCAACUGUAUCAGUAGCACAGUAUUUUUGUAUGUCAAAGUGUAUGACUUACUGACAUUAACUCAUUUAAUUGCAAACAUUUUGAAAUAAAGACUCUUAUCAGUGUUGCUUA
Rhea pennata is the source of this 4150-nucleotide messenger RNA. It is a transcript of the gene PISD, whose product is annotated as phosphatidylserine decarboxylase. Gene Ontology annotation, molecular function: phosphatidylserine decarboxylase activity. NCBI's taxonomy places the organism in Eukaryota, Metazoa, Chordata, Aves, Rheiformes, Rheidae. The record is from RefSeq and is a predicted model, not a curated record. Gene Ontology annotation, biological process: phosphatidylethanolamine biosynthetic process. The coding region runs from base 241 to 1509 and encodes 422 amino acids. Gene Ontology annotation, cellular component: mitochondrion. The transcript has 8 exons.